Molecule: messenger RNA, 19341 nt
Organism: Brassica rapa (field mustard)
Lineage: Eukaryota; Viridiplantae; Streptophyta; Magnoliopsida; Brassicales; Brassicaceae
Product: putative F-box protein At1g32420
Molecular function (GO): protein binding
Source: RefSeq, a predicted model, not a curated record
UAUUUUUAUUUUAUUUUUUUAUAUUUAUUUUUGUUUAUUUAUUUAAUUUUAAACCAAGGAUGUUAUGAUAUUUUACCGUUUAAUGAAUGUCAUUUUUGUGACUUUCUCAUUCUAGUGCCAUUUUUGAGACAAAAACUCAAAAGGUGAUAUUAUUGACAAUUGCCCUAAUAAUUAAUCAUUUAAAACAGUAUUGUCUAAUUGUUCAUAAGUAGGCUUACUUGAAUAAAAAUAAUUGUUUUCUCACAUAUGUAGGAAGCAUUUGACAAAAUGUUAGGAAGAAAAAAGUUUAGAAAAGCGAAAAUUGAAUACUUUUAAAACAUAUUAUUGACGAAUUGUUCAUGAGUAGGCUUACUCAAAUAAAGAAGAUUUUUUUUCUCACAUAUAUUACAAAUCAUUUUAAUACGUGUAAUGUUAAAAAGAUAAAAUUUAAGAGAAACUAUUUAAAAAAAUAAUUGUAAACAAUAACUAUACUUUAAAGUUUGUUUAUCUAUGAAUUAUUCUAUUUUUUGUUCAUGGGUAGGCUGUCUAUGGCUUGUAUGUGAUUCUUCUAUCUGUUAGUCAUGGGUAAGAGGUUGGUAUUUGAAGAGCUUUUCGAGUAUAUGUUUGGGGACAAACCAUUAGAGAAAAAAGUAUGUGUUAAUGGAAUUCUUUUAAAUGGUUUGAAUUUCUGUAUUUAAAAAAAAAACUUUAUGACAGUGUUUAUACCAAUCAAUAACUAAGCUGUAUGAUUUUUAUUAUGGUUACACCAAAGUUGGAUUGUAAUGGUAUUUUAUGUAAUUAAUCUAGUGAAAGAAGGGUAUUUUAUUUAUGGCUAUGAGAAGGAUUCUAAUGAUGUCACCUAAGUAAUGACAUUUUGGUUAAUCACACAUGAGGGUAAGGUUAUUUAAUAAUAGUGCUCCUCAAAUAAUAUAAAAGGGAUUCUAUUUUUUUUUUCAUCAAUUUAUGCAGAUUCAUACUGACUUUGUGAACUAAACCGAAAGAUCUUGAUCUAUGUAAACGACGAAAGAUAGUUGCUUCCUGAAAUUGUGUACUAGGCUAUUCGCCUUUGAAUUUUGCAUCUUUGGUACAUAGAUGAUCUCUGAUUGGAUGAAACUUUCUUUCAGGACCUUAAUAUCUUCCAAAUAACUUGCAAAAGUUGGCCAUUCUUCUGGUUUCGAAACCAUCUUCAACAAUUGAAAACAAUUCGUUGCAAAUGUAACUUGAAAUUAACGUAAGUUUCUCAUAUAUUUCAUUGCUCAUAAUAGCGCUUCCAUCUCUGCAUGAAGAAGAGGAGACUAGCCCGAACAUUCCUCACUCCUAUCAGCCCAUCAAAUCCUUCUAAAGUGCUGAGCCAAUCCUGUCCGGAGAAAAUAUCAUUCUCUUUCCAGGAAAUAUCUGUGAAACACCAUCUUCCUGGAAUUGACGGUAGAGUCGUAAUCUAUACGUGUGGUAUUGUCCUCUGUUCGUUCAAUAUAUGUGUCUCAGCCCAUAGUGUUGAUUCUGUUUCUGCCAAUUUAAGGUGUCCCUAGAAUCAAUGUCCAAAUUACUAAAACUUUAUUAUUUCUUAUUUUCCAAAUGUACCAUAAUAUCCAUGCAAACUAAUGAUCAUCUAUCUUCGGGAAAACUCUCCAGAAAAGAUGAUUCAUGUUUGUAAAGAGAGAGUUUAUUGGGAAAAUAGCUGGAUGUGAUGAUAUCUUUGAGAGAGCCCAAACCUGGAGUGCGGGAAGACAUUAAAAGAACACAUGGCUUAUCAAUUCCUCAUCGGCUCUGCAUCUUGCACAUCAUAUAUCUCCUUGUAUUCCUCGCGCUUGCAGAUUCUUUUUGAUUGCUAUACACGAUGUCCCCAAUUGCCAUAAAAAAUGUUUUAUCUUUGGUGGACACCGUAUUUUCCAACAGAACGCCUUCAAUACAUCAACUGUGGGCCUCGUGGGGUUUGUCUUUUCUUUUGUUUGAUUAAUGUUGUAGUCCUUAAUUACCAGAUAUAUAUAUAUAUAUAUAUAUAUAUAUAUAUAUGUGUGUGUGUGUGUGUGUGCAUGGAAUGUUGUUUUUCAGAUAUUGCUAAUAACUGGAGUUUUACCAGAGGUUUGACGAGUUACAUAUGUCACUUGAUUGAGACUUGUAGACAUGAAUAUGACUCGUUAUGUAAUUAAAUAGAUAAAGCAAUGUUUAGAUUGAUAGUUUACAGUAGAUUUGGUAACAUAUACUAUGAAUAAACACCUCGGUGUUGAGUAUUGUUUAAUCUGAAUUUGGUAUAGUACUCAAGACUUCGAUAUGAAUUUUUUGAAAGACGUUUAUUGAAUGAUCUUAAGAUGAUUUCGAAGAGACUGAAUGAGUUUUGGUGAGCAAGAACAACCUGGCAAAACCAAUGAGAUUAAUGUAAACCCUAAUCCUUGUGUCGUGUUCUCGUGUGUUAAUCCUUGUGUCGUGUUCCUAUUAACUUUAGAGAUUUUAGAGCUAUUUGAGAUGAAAAACUGUGCAGUCACAUCAGAGUUUAGCAACGAGUGGAAGACUUCCUGUGAUCUGGUGAAGCUCAUAUAUUUACACAAGAUAUAGAAUUGAGUUAGAUUUCUAAUGCCACCAGUUGGAGGUCGAUCAGACGGUUUGAUCAAAAUUAAUGCUCGUUUUACUGAAGAGUGGUCCGUCUGAAGCGCGAGAGGAAGUUGUCGAGCUUAUAUCAAAGUUUUGAUCGACAUUCCUUCUGAUUUGCUCCCGACGAGUUUUUAUCAGUGUCUAAGAAUUUCAGUUUGGCCCAAAAGUUUUUCCUAUUUACAAAAGAGGCUAGAACGUGUUUAAAUGUAUAUUAUAUGUUUCUAAGCCAUUAUUGACGGCUAAGCUUUAUCUUUAGAUUUAUAGCUAGAGAUAAAUUAGAACUACUUCAGAGAUUGAUCUUAAACUCUUGUUGUUUAUUAUUUAUACAUUUUAAUUAGUUUAUUAUUAUGUCUGAGUAGUUCUAUUGUUAGAUUUAGGAUUCUUUAAAAGUUAUUGAAUGAAUUUGACUUGAUAAGAUUGUUUGGGUAAUCUUUUGGUUCUUAAAUUGUUUAUAACACUAGUUUUUCGAUUAAUCACUCUAAAUCCAGAUCUUAGGAUAAUUAUGAGACAUGAUAGUAUCUAUUUCUGGAACUGAACUUAGAUGAGUUAAAUGUUUAUUCACACCAAGAGUUGUUUUAAGGAUUUAGUGAACUAAUCAAACCUGAGAUCAUUGCUUAUCUGAAAUAAUUUAAUUCGCAACAAGAGUUGAAACCUUCUAAACUUAAAUUCUAAAACCCUAAUUGCAUAGCAUCUUCUCUAACCCGAAGCCUCUUCUUUUUUUAUUCUCAACUUUUUGAUGAUGGUGGUGGAGGAGAUAUUUUUGAUGGUGGAAGUGAUGCUGGUGAAAUGGAAGAUUAAUCAUGUUGUGGAUGGGGAGGGGAAAGAUCUCAGGUCAUGGUGGUGUUAGGAUAAAUGGCUAGGCAGGUGAUGUGGGAGUAGGGGGAGGAGAUAUUUCCGGUUGCAGCUUAUCAGGUGAUAAAAGAGUAGGAGGAGGAGCUCCAAUGUGGAGGUGGUGAGGAAAAAGGUUCUGGUGUUGAUGGAGUCGCCAUAGGAGGAGUGACCGUGGUGGAGGUUUUGGGAUCUCUGGUGAAUUUUUGUCAGUGGGCUCUCUCGUUGGAGAUAUAGCAUUACCAUCAGAAGACAAAGGUUAACCGGUUUUCUCGAUCAAUUCGGGUUUAGCUAUUGAAUCGUGAUCUCAGUCUAUUGUGUUGUAUGUGUAGUGUGGUUCAAUUAAUAUGACAGUCUCUGAUUCAGAAUCAAUGUGUGAAACCCACUUUUGUGACUUUCCGUGCACUCUCGAGGAAGAGAGACGUAUUUUGAUGGAGUUGAUGAGAGAAGCAGAGGAUCAAUUGAAAGAGGAGAACUCAUACUUCGUGAUCUUAAACAUGUUGGAUUUAUCAAUAAGAAGCUCGAUAUUGACUUCAUGCGGCGACAAAGGUGUUUAUGAAUCUUGUGGAGAUUCAUGGAAGAGUUUUCUCCAGGUAGAUUUCUUGAACCUGAUUAGAUCUUGCCUUUCUGGGUUUUCAAUUUGAUUUCAAAGUUGCAAAUUUGUGAAAUUUAGAGUUCUGAUUCGAUGAAGAAAGUUGGCUGUUUCAGAGAAGGUGUUUGUGUGAGAUACUGAUUAGAUUCUAGAAUCUCUAAGUUUUAUCUUAAACUUGAACCUAUUAUUAAUACAGUUGACUAUUCAUUGGAAAAAGUUGUUGGAUUUGUAGAUUGGUUGGAAGCUUAAGAACAUGAUGGUAAGGAACUGUUUGCAACCUUAUGUGGUUAACUUUUAACACUCUCAUCCAUGAAUUUUGUAGAGGUAAGAAGUUACAAGAGGCUAGUAACCACACUUCAUUUAUUCAUGUUCCCUAAACACCAAAUUUGUUAAUACUACCACGCCUUCUCUGACCACAACUCUUACAAAUUCAGCACACCAAAAGCUACCCUGUCCACCAAUCUCCAACACAUAGCUCACAAAUCCACAACUCGUAAGUCCACGACUUCACUAACCAUAUCUUCCAUGUCCACAUUAGUAUGAGGGGUAUUUUUUAGUCAAAAAAAUAACAACAACAUAAGCUAAAGUACACCUCAAAUUCAAAGUAAUCCAUUUUGUUAAAAGACUCUUCCAAAGUACUUAAAUGUUCUAACCACUCUUUGUAUAUUGAAUAAAACACAAAUGUAUAUAAAUUUAUUGAUAUAAUUUAAUUUUGGGGUUAGUUUCAAGAAGGAAACAAGAUAAUUGAAAAAAAAACUCAGCAAUGGGAAUUGAUCAACAUAUCGAAAGAUCAAGACAACUGGUUACCCAGUAACUGAUUCUAGAGAAACCAAAUGGUGGUAUUCGGUUUUUUAUAUGUCUUAUCGUUUGAUCAUGUCAAUCCCGGUACACAUGUAUUUAGUGCUAUAAAGUGACUUCUUAAUUCCGAAAGGCUACCACACUGAUUACAUCUGAGGGGAUUGUCGAAUCACCUUUAACCAUACUACAAAGUAAACUAAUUGGACCAAAAUCUAAGUUGAAACUUCCCAAACUGAUAUUUGUUUAAACGGAGACUCGAAUCACCUUUAGCACAUUUCCAGGUUUUGGCAAAACUGUUUUGCUUAUCAAUUGACCACAGUCAUACAAGCAAUGGUGGUAUUCUGCCUUCCUCGACUAUGGCCAUUGUGAAAUCUUCUGCUCUUGGUUUUCCCUUCGCCAUUUCACAACUUAGAUGGUACAUAUUUUAGUUACAAAUCCCUGUUCUCCCAUUUUUUGCAUAUUUCUUUCAAUUGUUCCGGUGUUAGUAUGUUGUGUUUAAACUUUGGUAUGAACACGUCCUUGUUAAUAGGGGCAAUGCUUUCAUCAUGGGUGAUGACAUUUUACACAUUGUGGCAACUUGUGUAGAUCCAUGAGGUCGUGCUGGAAAGACAGUUUAAACGUUACCGGAGCUUGGUGUGUACGGAUUUGGCCAAACCUAGGUUGUUGGUUGGUAGUGCCACAAAAUAUAUUAUGUACUUGUAAUGUUAAUUUUAGAUAGAUUUUGUAGCGAGUGAUCUCUUAUAAGAACAUCCCAAUCCUUAUGAUUUCUCUUAAUAUUAAUAUUUCCAUAUUCUCUUAAUCCUUAUUAUUUCUCUUAAUGCUAAUAUUUUAAUAAUUUUUGUAGUUAUGUAGAAUUAUAUAUAUAUAUAUAUGUGUGUGUGUGUGUGCUCCCUUUGUAUAUUGAAUUAUAAGACAUAAGAGUGUUUAUAUACUUUAAAUGUUUUUUUUUCUAAAAGAGAAACAAGAUAACUCAACAAUGGAAACUGGUCAACAAACGAAAGAUCUAAACAAUCAGUUACCGGUAAUGGUUUCUCGAGAGGGCAAAUAGUGUGCAUUUGAAAAUGUCUGCCAUGGUCGGCGCUGGUGUUUUUGGUUUGCCCUUCGCCAUUCCAGAAUUUGUAUGGUUAGUUACAGAUCACUAUACUAUACUAAUUUAAAGAGGCAGCUACGAUGGCAGCCAAGCCAAAUACUAAUCCCGCAAGACCUUGUUUAGAAUUUUCUCUCAUGUUAUCAUAUUCAAUUAUCUUUUUUUUUUGGUAAGAAUGUGAAUAUCAUUAAUGAUGAUACUAAUGAUAUUUACAUUCUUAGCAACAACAAAAAACAAGAUAAUUGAAUGUGAUAACAUGAGAGAAUGUUCAGUUAUCUUGUUCAUGAGAAUGUUAUUUAGGCUGCCACUGCAGCUGUCUCUUUCAAACUCUUUCUAUGAAAUCAACUGAUUUUUAAGCUCUUGGUGACAACUCAUAGUUUCUUCUUUUCUUUUACUUUUUUUUUGCGAGCACACACAUAUAUAUAUAUAUAUAUAUAUAUAUAUAUAUAUAUAUAUAUAUAUAUAUAUAUAUAUAUAUAUAAAGUUGUCAUGAGCUAUUUGGUUUUCUAGCUACUUUUAUCUAGACAAAGCUCUUUAGAGCAUAAUUUUUAUUCUUAUUGAAUCUGCUACCAUGAUGAAGAAUUUCAACUUCACUCCUUCCAACAUUUCUUCGUAUUGUGCACUUUCUCAAAAAAAAAAACAUUUCUUGGUAUUGUAGCGGGUAGUUCAUACGUCGCUAUGUAACCAGAGGCGGACCUAUGUUAGUCAAUGGGAUGUCAGGUGACACACCUUUUAUUUUUUUAAAGUUAAUAUAUAUGCACAUUCUAUAAUAUUGAACGAUUGAACUAUGUUAGUUUUGACACACCUUUAAUCUCUAACCCACUCUUAGUAUUAAUUACAGAAAAUUCUACUACAAGCCCAAUAACUAACCCACAUAUAUUACAAUUAUAUUUAACUAAUAAAUACUUUAAACUUUAAAGCCCAAAUAAAUUUAAGUUAGAAAAUUGUACCUUUUACAGUUUUACUCUUGUUAUCGAAAACGUUUGCCAUCUUCUUUAAGAAAAUAUCAAGCAAACCAGACUGGCCCUGUUCGUUUCGGAACCGCUGCGGCAUCGGCAGCGACAGAAAAUACAACAGUGAUUCUAUUAAUUAAUGGAGUGAAACGUGGGUGACGGAGCUAUUUAGUGUCGCAGCAGCAGAUCUAUUACAAACAAGAUACGUCGCUGAAAAAAUUCGCGUCCAUAAAAGACGUCACGGAGUUAUCCGGCGAUCACUUCCAGCGACUAUUUCUGUUUCACCAUAGCUACUUCUCUCUUCAUUAGUGUUAAUUUUCUGGUCGCUGCCGCUGCCGCAUCGAUUCCGUAACGAACAGAACCACUAACAAUCGCCAUCAAAACAGGCAUGCCCCUUUUGAUCUUUAAAAAAAAACUAAUUUGCUUUUAGUGAUCUAGUUAUCCAAUUAAUUUAUAUUAGUGAUCUACUUGAUUUUGCCGGUUGCCACUGCAACUGUUGAGAGAAGUUUUUCAUCCAUGAAAAUGGUGACGACAAAUCGACGAAAUCGGAUUGGAGAUCAGGUUUUGAAUGAUUUUUUAAUUUGUUUUAUCGAAAAAAAUGUAUUUAAAAAAAUACAAAUGUGACUGUGAUGAAAAUAUUUCAAGAUAUGAAAGAUUGCACUCAGAUUACAGAGUGCUUUUAUAAGACUGUUUUUUAUCUUUUUGAAUACUCCCUCCGUUUCAAUAUAGAUGAUGUUUUAGGUGAUUAUUUUUAUUUCACAAUAGAUGAUGUUUUCACAUAUAUAGGUAACUUUAAUUUUAUCAAAAGCUGUGUAGCCAAUUGCGUUUUUAUUAUUGUUGUUUAUAAGUAAAUAAAUUAGUUUUAAAUUAUAUUUUAAUGAUUUUGUAUAGAUAAUCUAAGUUUCUUAAUAUAUGUGCAAAGAGCCAAAACUUCAUCUAUUAUAAAAGAGAGAGAGUAUUUAUUUUUAAUUAUAUAUUGACACAUGUUAAAAAAAUUCUUGUGUCCGUCACUGUAUGUAACUAAUUAUUCACAAUUACAAUUAAUUAAUCAAAAACGUUAAUAUACGAUCAUUGUACUUUUGUGACAAUUUUCCUUUUUAUACUUCAGCGUCAAUGGAAUUUAUAGCAAUAUGUGUUCCAUUUUUUGGAGCGCUACAAGGGUUUAUUGAAAGUCUAUACCCAAAAUGGAUCUCUUCAAUCCCACUAUAUAAAAGAAGCUAAAUUCUAGCUUCCUAAGGCUAUCCACAUGGGCAAAAUAAUCAGGACCAACCAAUAUGCCAGGUCAUAAGGAAGUGGGCUUGAAAUUAAAAAAAAAACGAAAUCAUCACGGCCCAGUCCAUAGCCUCAUCUCCCUGCCUCUCUUCAUAUGUAUUUUGUGUCACAGCCCAUUAAGCCCAACUCCCAGACAAAUCCAGAUACGCUCUUACGGUUCGGGUUAUAUCGCCCCUUCCUCUGAAAUCAUCAUCCCUAACCCUAAGCGGCGUCUCGCUCUGUUUCGCGAUUCUCUUCCUCUCCCCCAACUCAUCCCCCAUAACGCCUCCGAUGAGAGUGAUGGUACUUCAAUGUGCUCUCAUAAAUCCUCCAUUCAUGAUCCCCACAGACCUUCCACAUACCCUCUCCGUAUCCAUACCCGUACCUCAGAUCUUAAAAUCCAAACCCUCAGAUGUUAAUUAAAUGUUUAAACUUACUUAAUAUUUUAAAACAAAAAAAAACUGAUAUUAAAUUAUUUGACAUCUUAUUAUGGAAAUUCACAUAUAUUAAAACAAGGAAAGUCAUAGUCUCGAAUUAUUUGACAUCUUAUUAGUUUUUAUUUGUUAUAAUCAUAACUUAAUUUAUUAGUAAUAUUUUUCUUACCAAUAUCAGAGUCAUCAAGUUCGAACACAACGAAACGUAAACGCGGACGUCCACUAGGAGUACGGAAUAAAGUGAAAGGUAUACACAAAAUUAAAUCACUUAAUCCAGCAAUGUUCUAUAUUUUUCAAUUAUUAAAAGCCCAAAUAUAAUAGAGACAUGUCUCGACUACUUGCUCCAACAAAAUAAUUUCAUUUACUUAUUCUACUUAUUCCCGAACAGCUCCAUCUGCGGCAAUUUCCAAUCAGGCUAUGUUACGCAAUGACAAUUAACAAAAGUCAGGGUCAAAGUUUGAAAGGUGCCGUACUGUAUUUGUCACAGCCCGUUUUCACCCAUGGACAGUUCUAUGUUGGUCUUUCCUGAGUUACUACCAAGUCAGGCCUCAAAAUUAUACAAGGAAAGGAUCAAAAGAUAGGAAGGGUUAAAAACAUUGUCUACAAAUAAAUAUACAACGGUCUAUCGCACCUACCAGGUAAUCCAAUAUUAUUUGCAACCCAAUACACAACAUUAUACAAAAAUACUAAAUUAUUUUCUCUCUCUCCUCCAGAAUCACGAUCCGAUGAUCACCCAGAGCAGACUUCCCGGAAUCUUAAACAACUUUCUAUACCAUAAGAUGCAAACUACCAGUAAGUCUGCCCACCCGAAACUCUUUAAACUCAAUAAUUAAGAUGUACUAACAAAAUUGUUUUUAUCUAUAGGUCCGCCCGCAAUAGAAAGUGGCCGCUCUACAAGAUCAUUCAUAAUAUACCUCACAGACAUCGUUUACGUCUUAUCUUAUUUUAAUUCUUUUUCGUUAUCUACUGGAUUCUAUUCCCUUUGGACAAUUACUUAUUUCUAGUGUCAAACUAUUUUGUUUCUACGUCUUCACAUCCAAAAAAACAAAACUUAACUCACACUUUCAAAAACUAAAACUCCAAAUUUUAAUAAAAAUUACUUUAAUUACAUAUGUAAUCCGCGCGAAGCGCGGACACCGGCUCUAGUAUUCUUAAUUUCACAGUUUAGGCAUUUUUAUUGAUAAAAAUCAUGGAUUUGAUUGGUUAUCCUUUGUUCCUUUUUUUUGCACUUGUCAUCGUUGUAUGAUUGGUCAAGCUGCCCACCAUGAAUUUUAUAAAUUGGUGCAUUUAUGUACUGAUUUUUUUUCAAUGUCCUUGUUGAUAGAUCAAAAUUAUAAAAGUACUAGGUGAUGAUCCGCGCUAUGCGCGGGGUGAAUGAACUAAAAAAAUUUAAUAAAUUUUACUCUAUAGAUAUUGAAAAGGUAGAAAAAGUAAAAUAUUAUACAUGGUAUAGAUUAGCAGAAGUACAUGUUUGAUAUACAGAUUGAUGCAAAGAAAAACAAUUUGGGAUUGGAAGUUUACUGGAGUUUUUAGUUGAAAAGAUAUUACUCGAGUAUCCGGAUAACGAUAAUCUUAUUAUGGUAGAAAAAUAGUAAUUGUCUUAUUAACGAAGUUGUAACGUUAUAUUUUUUUAAAAUUAUACCGGUUCUGGAGUACAUAAAAUUGUAAAAAAAUAAAAAUAAAUUGAAGUAAAUAAUAUUAGGUUGAAAAAAAAAACAAAAAGAUGUAAAUAAUAUGAAUUUACCAAUUUAGUGGGUUGAUUAAGACUCGAAUUUGUAAAAGAGGUCCAUUGUUGAACCUUAAUAUCGAUUAUGACUCACAAUACAUAUUCGCCUCUUUUAAUAUAUCUUUUAUUUUAAAAAAGUAUUUUUACUAAAAAUUCUCGAGGGUGCACAAGAUAAAGGUGAUAGUCAUAUUAAAUGCUAGUCAAUUAAAAUAAUAUUAAAUGCUAGUCAUUUAAAAUACUUUCAAAAUUGAAGAUAUUAUAUGCAUAGGGCGAACAUUAAAGAAUUCUACAUUAAAAAUGAUAUUUUUCUUAAAAUAAAUCGGAAAGAAUUAAAAAUUUUGCAAUUUAAUGUCUGUCACCAUUUGAAUGUAUUUUGUGGAAUUGCUUAUAAAUAUUUUAUAUAUGACAUUUUUAUUUUACAAUAUAAAACAGUUUAUAUUGUCCACUCCGAAAAUAAAUUUUAUUCACAUGUAUAAUUGUCUCUAAGUAUCAACCAAAAUAAAUUUCACAAACAAAUAAUUAUAGAAGAACAUAAUUAUAAAUCAUUUAUAUAUUCCAGUCCUUAAAAAAUGUCAUCUAUCAUUCAUGAAUCGUAAAGAAGAUAUUAUAACAAUAUGAAUCGUAUAUAUAGUCAAAACCCUAUCACUUGUGAAUAUAAAUAUCAGACAAUCCUAUUAAUUUUGUAUAACAUUAUAAUCGUAGGUUUUCAGAAAAUUAUAGAAAGUAUUAUAUGCAAGGGGAGAAAAUAAAGGAAAUCUAUAAAGUGAUAGUUGACUUUAAACUUAAUCGAAAAAGAAUAAUAUAAAUUUCCAAAUUUAAUGUCUGUCACCAUUUAAGAUAAUUUAGAAAUCUAAAAGUCUUGUUGCAAAGUAAAUAUGAGUCUGUAAAGUUGAUGACAAAAAAAAAAAAAAAAUCUUGUUGCAAAAGUUAAUGGAUUGAAAAAAAAUUUAAUAUGGAAUUCUGUUUUGGAUGUAUUUUACAAUCACGCAAGAUAUUCCACAAAUUUUGACAUUUUUAUUUUACAAUAUAAAACCGUUUAUAUUGAUGAUUCCCAAAAUAAAUUCCCAAAAUAAAUGUCAUGUAUCCCAUAAAAAUCCAAAAAUAUUAAUCAAAAUAAAUGUCACGUAAGGAAGUUUAUAGAAGAACAUAAUUAUGAAUAGUUUAUAUUUCCCAGUCCCAAAAAACUGUCAUGUAUCAUUUAUGAAACGUAAAGAACAUGAAUCUUAUAAAAACAUGAAUCAUAUGUAUAUAGUCAAAACUCCAUCAGUUUUUAAUUAAAAAAAAAACAUAAUGUAUGAUAACUUCUAUGAAAUAAUAUAAUCCCUCCGUUUCGUAUUAUUUGUCAUUUUAGAGUUAAAAUUUUGCUUCAUUUUAAGUGCCGUUUUAUGUUUUCAAUUCAAAAUUUAAUAAUAAUAUUUUCCAUUUUAUUUUUCUAUUGGUUGAAACAUGGAUAAGUGUAUAGGUAAUGAUGUUUUAAUUUUGGAAAUAUGCAAAAUUAAAUGUUUUCUUAAUCAGUGUGCAUAAAACUAAAACAACAAAUAAAGUGAAACGGAGGGAGUAUCAUACACAUCGAAGAAUCCACUAAUAUUAUGCUAAGAAUUUGUAAGAUAAUGAAGCAUAUACAUUGCUCAAUCCACUAAUAUUAUGCUAAGAAUAUAGAUAACUAUAUUUCACCGUUCAUUUUGUGGCUAUAUGUGUUUUGUUCGAUAAUUAUUAAAAUACAUUGCAGUGAGUAAUUAUACCUUGAAAUGUUUCAUGCUAUACAGGGCUUCUUCUUAUAUAGGAUAGUAAUAUAAUCUCUUUAUAUUACUAAAUUUUAAUGAGCAAUUGCAUUAUAUGUAAUUAGUCUAAUUUAACAAAGGCUAUGAGAAUCAAGAAUGAUUCUCAUGAUGACACAUAGGAAAUGACAUUUUUGUUAAUCAGACAUGGUAAUAAGGUUAACUGUUUAAAAUGCUCCUCAAAUAAUUAAAAAGGGAUGUUGAACAUGCAUCCCAUCGGUCAUAGACAUUAAUAUUUGAAUAGAUUGAUUUAUAAUUCAGUUAUAUUUACGGUAUUUAGUUGAUGAGAAGCAUACUGAAUUUAUAUUGUUUUAUAUCAAAAUGAAAACUCAAGUUAGAAUCAAUGAGAACCAUUUUAAUAGUUAUAUAGACCACCAGCAACAAAAAAAAUAUUAUUUUCAAAGGCGUAUGAUUUUCACCUUAUCUUCCCCAUUAGUGAAUGUAGAAUGAACUCGGAUAUUGAUAUGUCUGUGAGUGUGAAUUAUGAUGAGAAGAUGUAUUUCACGACACAUAUAUACAUAUACAUACAUAUAUAUACAUAUAUAUAUACAUAUAUAUUUGAUCAAAUAGUAUAUAGGGCUUUGAUGUGAAAAAAUAGUUUUAGUGUGAAAUAUAUUUAUCCCCAUAUAAAAUUUUAGUAACAUAAAUCGGAAAGAUAAGUCAAUUAUUUCUGAAAUUAAUAUGCCUAAAUUAGUGGAAGUACGUAUACGGGCUUUCCUUAAAACAUAUUCAAAUCAUUACACGAUCCAUAAGAAGCCACAAUAGUAUAUCACUGUAUUAACUCAAAUGCUUAAAGUUAUGAAUCAUUCUAAUAUCUACUUACCUUUUAUUCAGAAAUUGAUGUAUUAAAAGAGAAUUUGGACAUAACUCCAAGUAAUCAGUAAUUCAUAAGAUCUCAAAUCACGUUACGGGUCAUUAUUAUAGUGCACCGAAUGAAACUCCUAGGUUCAUGAUUUUUGAAAUAUUUCAUAUAGAACUAUUAUAUAUACUAUAUUACACUUAUAUAUAAAUUUAACAGUAUGUUUCAAUAUGUGCUACCUAACUAUAUAAACUAACAUAAUUAUUGCUACUUUUAAAAAAUAGAUCAAAUGAAACUCCUAGGUUUAUAAUUUUGAAAUAUUUCAUAUAGAACCUAUAUAUAAUAAAUUUACACUUAUAAAUAUACAUUUAACCAAAUUUUCCGUAUGAAUAUUUGUGCUACCUAACUAUAGAAACUAACAUAAUAAUUAAUCCUUUAAAACAAUAUUGUCUAAUUGUUCAUAAGUAGGCUUACUUGAAAAAAAAAAUUGUUUUCUCACAUAUGUUAGGAAGCAUUUGAAUACGUGUAGACAAAAUGUUAGGAAGAAAAAACUUUAGAAGUUGAAUACUUUUAAAACAUAUUAUUGACGAAUUGUUCAUGAGUAGGCUUACUCGAAUAAAAAAAAGAUUUUUUUCUCACAUAUGUUACGAAUCAUUUGGAUACAUGUAAUGUUAGAAAGAUAAAUUUAAGAGAAACUAUUUAAAAAAAAAUUGUAAACAAUAACUAUACUUGAAAGUUUGUUUAUCUAUGAAUUAUUCUAUUUUUUGUUCAUGAGUAGGCUGUCUAUGGCUUGUAUGCGAUUCUUCUAUCUGUUAGUCAUGAGUAAGAGGUUGAUAUUUGAAGAGCUUUUCGAGUAUAUGUUUGGAGACAAACCAUUAGAAAAAAAAAGUAUGUGUUAAUGGAAACUCUUUAAAUGGUUUGAAUUUCUGUAUUUAAAAAAAAAAGCUUUAUGACAGCGUACAUACUAAUCAAUAACUAAGCUGUAUGAUUUUUAUUAUGGUUACACCAAAGUUGGAUAGUAAUGGCAUUUUAUGUAAUUAAUCUAGUGAAAGAAGGGCAUUUUAUUUAUGGCUAUGAAAAAGAUUCUAAAGAUGACACCUAAGUAAUGGCAUUUUGGUUAAUCACACAUGAGGGUAAGGUUAUUUAAUAAUAGUGCUCCUCAAAUAAUAUAAAAGAGAUUACACCAUAUUGUAUAAUUCUGUCCCGGGUAAAUAUUAUUUUUAGAUCCUCCACUGGGUACAAAGACUACUUCUUCUUCCAUACAUAUAUACAAUACUUUUAUAAGGAAAUGUAAUCAUAAUGAAUAUAUUAAUUAGAUAUGGAGUUUGAUUUAUUUACUAAUGUGUAUAAUUAUAUAUGGAAUGUUGAUUUGCAGAUAUCAAGAAUAGUUGGAGUCCUUAUCAGAGAUUAUGUAACCAUAAUUGGCUUUGACUAGUAUAUGUCAAGUUCUAAAAAUAAUCAUUUAUUUGCCAAAACAUUAAAAAUAUCUAAAUGUACAGAUAGUUAUAAAUUAAUUCUAAACGAGUGAAAUAUAUAUAUAUAUACAUGCUAACAUGGGUGUAUACAACACAUAAAAAUAUAGGACUUUGACAUAAAAGAAGAAAGGACGAUGAAGAGAGGAAGCGAAGAGAAGAACCAUGAAACCUCACUUUCACCCUUGCCACUUUGUCACCGAAAUAUCAACAUCCCUCUCGAUCUAACGGUGGAAAUACUAAAAAAACUACCCGCGAAAUCUUUAGUGAGGUUCAAAUGCGUCUCAAAGUGUUGGUCAUCAAUUAUCAGCAGCCGUAAAGACUUCAUAGAAUCGAUCGUGACUCGGUCCUUGACUCAGCCUCCGCGUGAUGCCCAUCUUAUCGAGGAUCUCUACAACAAGACUGAUGAAUGUUUGUUAGUCAUCUCAUCUCCUUGCCAUCAAAUGACUCACAAAGAAUCGGUAUCGAUCCUUGGAACAGAUCAUGAAUAUGCCCGCGGUUUGUUCUUUUGUUGGUCAUAUGACCAUCAAGAGGGAGCUAUAUAUAACCCUACUACGAGGCAGUCCUUCAACUUACCAAAGAUGAAACAUUCACAUCCUGGGAUUUGCUUCUUCGGAUAUGAACCUCUCGAGAAUCACUACAAAGUAUUGUUCAUACCGAACCCUGUCCACAGGGUGGAGCAGGCUUGUCAAGUUUUCACAUUAGGAGAUACCACGGCGGAGGAGCAGUGGAGAAAUAUCCAAAACAUUGAAUAUCUCUACCCAUUCUUAAGUUAUCGCAGUAUAGUUUCCAUCAACGGGGCUAUUUAUUUCCUAUCAAGGUUUAAAGUAAACGAUACUACUACUGAAUAUAAAAUUUUGAGGUUUGAUAUUCGGUCCGAAAAGUUUUAUAAUGUAGACCUUCCAAAAACUGUGACACUGAUGGAUCUGUGUUGGUAUUAUCUGAUAAACUACCAAGGAAAGUUUGGACUUAUAUGUUGCCAUCAGCGCAUGGAAAUUUGGAUUAUGGAAGAAGAUGCUGAGAAGAAGACACAAAGAUGGUCCAAGAUUUUCUUUUAUGAGAUGGAGGGUUUCGGUAACUGGUUCAUCUCGAAUGUUACUCGUGCUGGUGAGAUUGUUUUUAUCAAUACGCCUCUUGACACGUCACGUAUAUGUUAUUAUGAUCCCAAGCGCAACAGUGUCAGAUAUGUUGACCUUAAAGACAGCUAUCCUAAGGAAAGAGAUUGGGAUAAGGGUCUUCUAAUCAGGACUUUUCCAGAUUACGCCGAGAACACAAUGAGUUUGUACUAGUAAGGAUCUUUCAAUGCAACAUGUGCUUCUUUAUUGAUAGGUAUAAAUGUAAUGAUGGAAACAUAGGUUACAUAUAUAACCUAUUACAACGAAGGUCUCGUUGGGUUUGUCUUUUCUUUUGUUUGAUUAUUGCUGUAGUCCUUAAUUGUCAGAGAUUAUAUAAUAUGUAUGGAAUGUUGUUUUACAGAUAUUGAUAACAACUGUAGUUUUACCUGAGGUUUUUUUUUUUGAUAAGUAUGUGAAUUUUCAUUAGCAAGUAAUGACACAAAGAGAUACAAUUUGAUGAAAUCAAAUCCUAAUGCAUCUAAACACGCUGAACACAGCAAAUUAGUCUGAGAGGACCACAAAAAAAGAUCCUCACAAACACUAGAAGUUUAAUCAAUAUCUGAUGGAUAUGAUUAAAGCUUAGCUAUAACUAUGGAUUCAUCAACAGCCAUUUGAGUUUCAGUUGAUCAGAGUAGAGACUUGAUAACGGAACCUGCACCAAGAACAAAGAUCAAUAGAGAUAACAGCCGGAGAAGGCACCGCAGACCAUCCCACGAAGGCGCCUCCGAAAAGGGGACCUUAAAAGAAGCCAGCAAUAUAAGGAGUGGUGAACGUACAAACGGAUGGAAGCAGAGGUUUAUCGGCUCAGCUCUGGUCCCAUUCACGCAAGCAGAGCACUCGAAGAUGCGGUUUCAGAGCGUCGUGAAAGGCAAUUCUGAAACUUUGAGCAUAGAACUUCCCUUCUUGCACAGAUUAUACGCUUUGGUACAUCUUCGCUUCUGCAAUGACCAUGGAUUAUCACGUUAUACUUUUUUCUCAAGAUUGGAGUCAAAGACUCUAUCAGCUUCAUUCAUCAUUUCUUUCACACAGAAUCCUUUCAAAAGAGACACCACACUUUUGAAGUCCAUAUUGAUAUAUAUAUUACCCAAGUUUUAAAUGAGUGUUUGAUACGUGACCUCCGUAGGGACGGAUUCAUCGUAAAACAUCUUGAGCAAGAGUCUCUUCGCUUCUCUUGUGAACUGUGCGACUGUGAAGUAAACCUAGUUUAAAGCAUUUAUGUGUCUAGACAGUCCAACAUAAGCUAUAUUAAUACAACCCACACGAAAACCUUGAUUCUAGGACUCUCAAUAUAUUUUUCAUUAUCUAUACUAAAAAAAAUCAAAAGGAUACACAUUUUAUCAUUCAAACAAUAGUACAAGAAUAGAGAAGUGGGUAGUACUAGGUUUAUUAAGAAGGGUGAAACCAGUAGGAUUGAUGAAUUACGAAAGGGAAACAUUAAUAAAGUUCGGGUUGAAGUUUAUUCAAAUGUAACUGCACUUAGUGUAGUUGUUUCUAUUCUUGUAUUAGAGUCCAAAAUUACAAUAGACAACAUAAUAAGGAACCAAUCACACUAGAUUAAAUACAGUUGAUGAAUCUGUCACCAAUUCAAUAAGAGAGGGUGAACCAGAAGUAGCAUUAAAUCGAGCAGAAAGGAAAAAAAGAUCCUCCACUUUAAAUGACUAUAUUGUUUACACUAUAAUCGAAUGUGAUUUAAGCAUUGAUAAAGACCCGAUUUCAUUCAAAAAUAUUUAAAAUUCUAAAUAAUAGUUUGAUGCCGCAAAAAAGAGACAUUAUGUGGGUGAUAACAAAAUAUGGGACUUUGUAUAGUUGUCUGAUGGUUUCAUAAUCGUUUGUUUUAACUUUUAAAACAUGAACAUGACUGGAAACGUAAUAUUUAGAGAUGCAAGGCUCACCUUGUUACUAAAGGGUUUUACCAAAAAGCAUGAAAUUGACUAGAUUAUGAUUCGAGCGUACAAAUAUUUUUUGACAAAAUCUAAUUUACAAUAUCAAUAGAUUUUUUAAAAAAAUUGAUAAGUAAUUUUUUUAAACAUUUUUACUUUAGUUUAUUUGAAAACUAUAUAAUUAUAUUAUUUUCUAUUUAUAUCAAAUAGGAAAAUUAUCUAAAAUAUAUAUUUUUUUAAAUUAUUUCAACCCGUUCAUUACAAAUUUUUAAUAAAAUAUCUGUAAUUUGUUUGAUUAAAUUUGUGAUAUAUACUUAUCUGAUGAAUGUUUAAUUGUAAAACUUAUUUGGUGUUAAUUUAUUGACUCUAACAUUUUAUUUGUAUACAAACUAUUUGAUGUUAAUUGAUUUUAUGAUUUUUUUGUAGUAUAUAAACCCGCAAAAUAGUUAUACUUAUUUUCAACUUUUUAUAAAUUAUUUGAGUGGUUUUAAAUCAAAUAAUUUAAAAGGAAGAUAAAUAAAAAUUUAUUAAAAAGGUAUGAUCUAAUGUUUUAUAUUGUUGGACACAAGAUUACCUAUUAUGUUUUUUGGAAACACUUAAUAGUAUGAUGUUGUUUUCUAUAAUUAUAAGAUUGAAUUUAACUAUAUAAUAGAAAGUGUAUUUAAUUAAAAAUCUUACAAAAAAAAAUUAGGUCGAUGAGAAUGAUCAUAUUUUAAUAAGAGAGAUUAUGAUUCGAAGUUUCACCAAAUGGAUGUGAAAACCAUCUUCUAAAUGGAGAGCAGGAGGAAGAAGUAUAUAUGGACCAACCUUAGGGGGUUUGUAGCGAAAUAUGAAAAGAAAAUAAGGUAUACAAGCUGAGAAAAUAAUUUUAUGGACAAAACAAGCUUGUAAAUAGUGGUAAUUAAAGUUUAAUGAUAGCAUCAUGUCAUUUGGUUUUGUAGAAAUGAUCGUUCAUCGAUGUAACUACUACAUUAAGGUUAGUGAUAGCAUAAUUGUUAUGUUAGUCUAAUAUGUUGACAGAGAUACAUCAUAAUGAUUGUUGAGUUUGUCUUAUAAAUGAUAUAUUAGUUAGAUCUUAGAAAGAUAUGAAUACCAUGUAAAAAUAGCUCCAAUUCAAAAAGGGGACACAUUCAGCAAAAAAACGGUGAAAAACUUUAUGAAUCACUGGUUGGGAAUUUGAACUAUGUUUAGGACAUAUAUACUCGACCAUAGGUCGUGUACAAAUUAAGAAAACGGUGAAAAACUGUGUGCCCAAACUCCAAGAAGUUGAAAAACGUUUCAUUAAACGUUUACAAAUAAAAAGUCUUUGCCAAGAUUGAUAAUCGUGCCACACUAGUCAAGCUCUGUCUCGUCAACUGCUGCAACUUGAAUCAAGAAACUUUUCUUCAGCAAGAAUCACAUCAUUUUGCCAGGUGUACAAGUGCCUUCCUAUUUCAUUCACCGGACCACUGGUAACUUUCAGGUUUAAGGCUUGUGCUGUUUUCGUUCAGGUAAGUUGUCGGUUGGGAGGUAGAUUGGAGAACGACUUUGAUUCAAGAUGGGCGUCAUAUGGUUAUAUUUGACUAUAUUUUGCCUUUACACGACGAAAAUUCUCCUCUCCUCAUCCAAUACAAAACUACAAUCAUGUGGAUAUACAGUUUCAUCUCAUCACUGAUGACAGCUCAAAGUUCAGUUUAGUAGGAUGUGGCACGAGACUUCACAAUGACAAUACUCCAUCUAUGGAUAGCAGAGCUAGAAAUUUAAAUAUAGUUCAAGAUAGCAACUAUGAGACUGAAGAGAAUGGAGACAGCGAGAUAGUGACAAAGAGAAACAGGAAGCUGCCCACGGCCAGGUAAUGAACUGAACAUUCUCUGUCUCUUUUUCUUGACAUCCCAUAUAUAUCUUUGAUUUUUCAUAGCCUUGCAAGACUAGCCUGUGCUUAAUGAAGCCGUCCCUGAAAACAAGAUGAAACUUAACUCUUCUGAAACAAUUUGUUACCCCCUUGUGUGUAAACCAGAGCUUGUUUUGAAAAGUGUAUGAUCUAUCAAGAUAUGUAUGUACUUUGACCAAAAAAAAAAAAA